GAAGUGUACAGGGCUUUAACGUAACUGAGGAGGUCUCUCUCUCUCUCUCUCUCUCUCCCUCUGUGGAAUAAAAAAAAAAGACAAAGUAAGAGGCGACCGAAGAUUGAAAUAUUCACGGUCGGAAAGGCCCGUUCGGCGACACGUACCAUCAACUUGAAUACCUUUACCGGGGACUUGACUGCUUUCGGACGCAGUAUCCGAAGCGACUGACUUGAACUGUGGAAGUUGGGAUACGUCCACACAGCGGAAAAUAUACAGCUGAGCCUGCGCUACAACUGCUAGCCACACGCUAAGCGGCGCAGCUAGCCACAAAGCUAACUGUAACUGAGCUGUGAACUUGCUUUUCAAAUCACGGGGGUUGCAAUUCAGUCACAAGCUCAGGCUCUGUGAGAAUCCAGGGAUUUGCUUAAUGAAUUAUGUCUGCCACAAGCAUUGACCCUCAGAGAUCAAAGGGACAAGCAUCUAAAGUGCAAAAUGGUUCACUGCAUCAGAAGGACACUGUCCAUGACAAUGACUUUGAGCCAUACCUCACUAGUCAAUCAACUCAGAACAACAGUUACCAGUCCAUCACCGACCCUUACUUGCCAAGCUACUACGCUCCUUCCAUUGGAUUUCCAUAUCCCCUAAGUGAGGCUCCCUGGUCCACAGGUGGGGACCCCCCUAUUCCAUACCUCACCCCAUAUGGACCCUUGAGUAAUGGAGACCAUCACUUCAUGCCGGACACAGUGUUUGGCCAGCCAGGGGGCCUGGGAAGCAGUAUCUAUCCCCACAGGUUUAACUUUUUCCCUGAAAACCCUGCCUUCUCUGCUUGGGGGACGAGUGGCUCCCAGGGCCAGCAGACUCAAAGUUCAGCCUACGGUGGCAGCUAUAGCUAUCCUCCCAGCUCCCUGGGGGGCACUCUGGUGCCUGAUGGUCAGACAGGGUUUCACAGUGAUACCCUGAACAAAGCCCCUGGUAUGAACAGCCUGGAGCAGGGUAUGGUUGGCUUGAAGAUCGGUGGGGAUGUCACUGGUCAGGGGUCAGCAGUAAAGGCUGUAGGAUCUGUGAUUGGUGGACCUGCUGUGGCAGCCACAGGAAACGGAGCAACGCCGAUUGGAAUGCCCCCACCUAAACCCACCUCCUGGGCGGCCAUUGCCAGCAAGCCUGCCAAACCACAGCAGCUAAAAGCGAAGGUGAAGCCAGGGAUGCCCAACCCAGGGGGAGCUCUUCCCCCACCACCCAUCAAACACAACAUGAACAUUGGGACCUGGGAAAAGGGCCCAGUGACUAAAGUAGCCACAGCUCCACUGCAGCAACAGCAGCAGCCUCUUGGCCUGCCUCAUGCCAUGCCACCUCAACCCCCCAUGCAACAAGGACCCAUGCAGCCCCCUCCUCCACAGUCUUUGGUGCAACCCCAGAUGCCACCUAUGGCCUUACAGCCCCAGCCCCCCCAUCACCACCAGCCACCACCCCAGCCCUACCAAAACCACACCCAGCCCCCACAACCCCAGACCCGCUGGAUUGCUCCACGCAACCGUAACCAAGGUUAUGGCCAGGGUGGACCUGGCCAUGAUGGUAGUGGUGUGAUGGGUGUGGUUGGUAGUGGGAACAAUGGUCCCCAAGCAUCUUCCAGCCAAGGACCUGGUGGAGAGUCGCACCCAGUGCUGGAGAAGCUGCGGGCCUCCCAUAGCUACAACCCCAAGGACUUUGAUUGGAACCUGAAGAAUGGCCGUGUUUUCAUCAUUAAGAGCUACUCUGAGGAUGAUAUUCAUCGCUCCAUCAAGUACUCCAUCUGGUGCAGCACUGAGCAUGGCAACAAGCGGCUGGACUCAGCCUUCCGGGCCAUGAAUGGUAAAGGUCCUGUAUACCUCCUGUUCAGUGUCAAUGGCAGUGGUCAUUUCUGUGGUGUGGCAGAGAUGCGUUCACCAGUGGACUAUGGGACCAGUGCUGGUGUUUGGGCACAGGACAAGUGGAAAGGCAAGUUUGAUGUGGACUGGUUGUUUGUUAAGGAUGUGCCUAAUAGCCAGCUGCGCCACAUCCGCUUGGAGAACAACGACAACAAGCCAGUGACCAACUCCCGUGAUACCCAGGAGGUACCUCUGGAAAAGGCAAAGCAGGUGCUCAAAAUCAUUGCCACCUACAAACACACAACCUCCAUCUUUGAUGACUUCUCCCAUUAUGAGAAGAGACAGGAAGAAGAGGAAGAGGUGCGCAAGACUUUUGAACCUGCUCAGAUACAGAACCGCUCUCGGUUGGAUCAGGAGCGCCAGAACAGGAAUAAACAAUAGAAGACAUCUAUCCUUGGCUUGAUCAACAGUUACACUAGGACUUGAUUUAAAAGACAGAAGAUUAUGAAAAUGCAACCAAGCCCUUCUUUUUUUUUUUUUUUAAUUUAAUCCUGGUGAAUCUGCCAUCAUUGACACUUGUGCUUUUUUUUUUUUUGCCCCAUGUACCACCACGUUUUGUGCAGGGAUAACAAGCUGAUUUAAUGUAUUACCUAGCCACCACCACCACCACUCUCUUUAUUUCAGUUUUUUAUAAACAUUUUUCUUCCCAUUCCAUGACGUACUCUUCUCUCAACAGACUGGUUUUCUCUCUCUUGCCCACCCACUCCCCCCUCCUCUUUCCAAUUGAAUCAGGGUUUGACUGCACCAUGGAGGAAAAAAAAAUCUGCCACUUUAUAUUUCAGUACAAUCAGGAACGGAUGUGUCCUGCCCCUAUUUGUCCAUUUGGGGGCAACAUUGCCAUGCUUCAGAGGUUUAACUGUGCCAACAGGGUUGGAGGAUCACAAAGGCAAUGUUGGACUUGGAACUGUGCGAUAAUAAAACUUCUUCAAGGUUUUAUCUAUUUUUCAUUCAGAUCGACAAAAUCUCUAUUUUUUGGCUUACUACUGACAAUUUUCAUUUCAGAAACCUGUUUUCUGGAGCCUUAACAUUUUUUUUUCUAAUUAUUGGUGACUUCUCAAAAGAACUGCUCAAACAGUGACACUGCUGGAGAAAUCAGGGAUAGUGUGAAGUCACACGGGACUCGAGACAUUUCAGAGGAGGAAUUGCAAAGGCCUCUGGGAAAGAAAUAAUGGAUGUGUCCUCCACAACCAGAACUCUCACCAUUUAAAUCAAAAAUUGUACUAUUGACAUCUUUCAAACCCCUCUGCUUUGCUUUCUUUUGAUGUUUGUCUUGAAGGGGUCCUUUGUAUGUUUCAUCAGGAGAUUCUGCUUGUGUACACAACCCAGUCUGAGAGAAUUGUCGCAUCCACCACCUUAAAUUACUUUAUCAGAUUUAUGUAAUGAUGUAAGUGCUGCAUUGAAUCAAUUGUUGCUAUCAUAUUUUUGUUCCACAAAAAGGGGGAAGGUUCCGAUAUUUGUCCAGUCACCGUCAUUCUGUCUUAAUCCUUUCUUUCUUUUUUCCUUUAAUUUGGUUUCGCUAAGUCUAUCAUGUUGGUCAUAAUGCUAAGCUUUAACGUAGGAGCCUAUAUAUUCAUGGAGAAAGCCUAAAAAUGUAUAACCUAAAAGUUAAUGUAACUGAUUUAAUAUCAAGUAAGAAAAAAAAUAAGAAGAAUGAGAUGUGGUUUCUGUGUGUUUUUUGGAUGUUGCGAUUAUAGUUUGUUCUAGACUGAAGCCAUUGAUUAUGAUACUGUAAACUACAUUGAGGUAUGCUUAAAAAAAAAAAAAAAAAGAUUGGAUAUUAAAAAAUAAAAAAUAUUAAUAGAUGUGUGUGCCCAUGCAUGGCAAGCUGCAUAAUGGAAAUCUGUUGGGGAUGGUUGAAGUAUUAUUUACUCUGCAGCUUGUUUUUUCGGGUGAUGACGGGUGUUCAGACGCCCGUUUUGGAGCAUUCACAGCAAGAUUAUUUGUGAGAUCAGUUGGAGUUGGAGCAGUUUGAGAUUGUCAUUUAAUCUUGGACUGAAAGAUCACAAAGAUGAAGAGAGGAAUUCAUGACUGCCUCUUUGCCUUUUAAGGGAUUUUUAUUUUUGUUUCUCUCGUCUGUGUAAUUCUUAUUUUUAUUCUGUUGUGAUUUUACAGUAAGCUAAUUCAAUUUUCAGAUUCCACUUCACAGUUUUCUGAAGUCGUGUCACCUUAACAGUAAUGUCAGGUAAACAUGUCCUGGAAAUAAGCUGUUUGUAUUCUCAGAUUAUGUUAGAUUAUGUGCGUGCUGUGCGAUCUGUCUUGACUGUUAACACCGUUAAAACAUUGAAAUGGCACAAGUGCUGCAGUGCAUUGUGCUGAGGUACUUCAAGUCAUUUGAACUGUCUGCUUCACAGCAGUAUUUUCCAGGUGUGUGUUUGCACCUGACCAGUGUAACCCCCCCCCCCCCCCCAAAUCAUCGAGAGAACUGCCAUCUAACAGUAGCCUUUGUUCUUUGUCUCCUCAUUUUUUUAUUUUAUUUUUUAUUUUUUUUAUUUUUUUUUUUAAAUCUGCACUAAUCAAUAGCUAGGUGGAUCCAAGCAAUACGGUGAACGCCCUUCACAUGUUUGCCUUCACCAACACCACUCUCACCAAGCAGCGUAAAGGCAGGGAAAAGCUUAAGGAUGCCGCCGACGACCCGUCGCAGCCACAGCCGUCUUUCUCUCAGGAAGCGACUGGUUGUGAUUGUAGGACAGGGCCUAAAUGCGUGUUAAUGUAAACUGUCAGGAAAUGUUUGCUGCAAGAGGGAUGUCAGGUUAGCGAUGAAAUUAUAUUUAUUACAAAAAGGAUCAAUGAAAUACAAAGUACUAAAUAAACCUUAUCUUGUAGGCCACAGCUGUAGUGAAGAAAAAUUGUUCAAAAAGAUCUAUCUUGGUUUUCUAUCUAUUAAAAAAAAUCAAGCCUUAAUAAACUGUCCAUUCAGAAAUUA
This is a messenger RNA of Oreochromis niloticus (Nile tilapia), 4809 nucleotides long. RefSeq names its product YTH domain-containing family protein 1. Gene Ontology annotation, cellular component: cytoplasm. NCBI's taxonomy places the organism in Eukaryota, Metazoa, Chordata, Actinopteri, Cichliformes, Cichlidae. The transcript has 6 exons. Bases 417 to 2267 code for a protein of 616 amino acids. The record is from RefSeq and is a predicted model, not a curated record. Gene Ontology annotation, molecular function: N6-methyladenosine-containing RNA reader activity; mRNA binding. Gene Ontology annotation, biological process: mRNA destabilization.